ACACAAGACAAGAAAAGAAAAGAUAUAGAUAGAGAAUACCACACCCACACAAACCUCAAUUUGGACACAUAGUUUUGCACCUCUUCAUCCACCCACCCCCUUUUCCCCUCUCUCUUUUCUUUUUGCCCUAUUCAAUAGGGUUUUCAUAUGAUCUCUUGCUAGCCUUUAUUUUCUGAUGCAAUCAGUUGUUCAAGCUCUAUUGAUUGUCUUUCUUUUGGUUCAUCUCUCAAUUUUUGCUCUCUAUAGAGGGUUUUUUGGGCUUGAACAGUGCAGAUUCUACCUCCCUAGUGUUUUUCAAUGUCUAAAAUCUUCAAUUUUAGUGGUGAUGAUGCUUUUUACCAUGGCGGGGCUGCUGUAUAUCCCAGUCCCAAGGAAUCCAGCCUAUUUCUGUCCCUUGGGCAUCAUGUGGAUGUCUAUUUUCCCACUUGCAAGAGGUCUCGCGUCACUGCCCCCUUCAUUUUCACUGAAAAGAAGAAGUUGCCUUCCAUCGAUGUCCUACCUGAUGAAUGCCUUUUUGAGGUGUUAAGGCGUCUUUCUGAUGGCAAAGAGAGGAGUGCCUGUGCUUGUGUUUCCAAGUGCUGGCUUAUGCUUUUAAGCAGCAUCCGCGGGGAUGAAACAGUCAUCUCAGAUCCCAUUCCAUCUUUGGAGACUGAGGAAAGAUCUAUUCAAAGCACCCCUGUUAAGCCCGUGGACUGUAUUAAGAAGGGUGAGGUUGUAGAAGUCGCUGACACUGAAGCUCAAGAUAUUGAAGGAGGAGGUCAUCUUUCCAGGUGCCUUGAUGGAAAGAAAGCAACAGAUGUCAGACUUGCUGCUAUUGCUGUUGGAACUGCAAGCCAUGGAGGGUUAGGGAAGCUUGCUAUUCGAGGAAGCAACCGAAGCCGUGGUGUGACUGAUACCGGGCUCAAGGCUAUUGCUCGUGGUUGCCCUUCUCUCAGGGCUCUUUCUCUGUGGAACGUGUCUUCUGUUAGUGAUGAAGGUUUAUCUGAGAUUGCUGAGGGAUGUCAUCUGUUAGAGAAGCUUGAUCUUUGCCAAUGUCCUGCAAUUACUGAUAAGUCUUUGUUGGCUAUUGCAAAGAAUUGUCCUAGUCUGACCUCUCUAACGAUAGAAUCUUGUUCAAAUAUUGGGAAUGAAAGUCUUCAAGCUGUAGGUCGUUUUUGCCCUAAAUUGAAGUUUGUGUCUCUCAGAAACUGCCCACUCAUCGGCGAUCGAGGAAUUGCAAGUCUCUUUUCAUCAGCCGGUCAUGUUUUGGAAAAGGUGAAGCUUCACGCACUGAACAUUAGUGACAUCUCCCUUGCUGUUAUCGGACAUUAUGGCAUUGCAGUGACUGACAUAGCUCUUAUUGGUCUUCAAAACAUAAAUGAAAGAGGAUUCUGGGUCAUGGGCAAUGGCCAAGGUUUGCAGAAGCUGAGGUCCCUUGCAAUAGCUGCUUGCCAAGGAGUUACUGAUUUGGGGUUUGAAGCUCUUGGUAAAGGUUGUCCAAACUUGAAGCUGUUUUGCCUCCGAAAAUGUACGGUGCUGUCAGAUAAUGGAUUGGUUGCUUUUGCCAAAGGUUCAGGCGCACUGGAGAACCUCCAAUUAGAAGAAUGCCACAGGAUCACCCAGGCUGGGCUUUUUGGUGUUCUUUUGAACUGUGGUGAGAAGUUGAAGGCUCUAUCCCUGGUGAACUGCUUUGGUGUUAAAGACUUAGCAUGUCGGUUUCCGUCGGUGCUGCCUUGCAACUCACUGCAGUCUUUGGCUAUUCGCAACUGUCCUGGAGUUGGUAAUGCUACCCUGGCCAUAGUGGGUAGGCUGUGCACGAAAUUGACUCAUCUGGAGCUGAGUGGCCUUCUUGGAGUAACUGAUGAGGGUCUUUUCCCUCUUGUGCAGAGCUGUGAAGCUGGUUUGGUCAAGGCGAAUCUAAGCGGAUGUGUUAAUGUUACUGACAAAUCAGUUUCAGCAAUAAUUGAGUUGCAUGGGGGAAGUCUUGAGUUUCUGAAUGUUGAUGGUUGUAAAAAUGUUACUGAUGCAACUUUGUUAGCAGUCACCAACAACUGCUGGUUGCUCAGUGAACUUGAUGUUUCAAAGUGCGGAAUCACUGAUUCAGGGAUUGUAUCUUUGGCCGGUGCUGUGCAGCAUAAUUUGCAUAUCCUCUCACUGUCGGGUUGCUCUCUUGUUUCAGACAAAAGUGUACCAUUCCUGCUGAAGUUGGGCCAGACACUUGUGGGCUUAAACAUCCAGCAUUGCAAUGGGGUCAGUAGCAGCAGUGUUGAUCUGCUCUUAGAACAACUCUGGAGGUGUGAUAUCCUCUCUUAAGAAUCAGUGCAGCUUACAAGUUGAUGGCCUUUGAAGAUGGGGUGUAGAAAGGAAGUUUAACUAGUCUUUUCUUUGCUAGCGUUAGCAUAAAGUUUUUUGGUCCACGAUCUUGGGUCUUCUAAUGGUCCAGUACCUCGGCUGCUUUUUCCAGGGUAUGUGGCUGGUCCUCUUUUUUGCAGCUGAAGCUGUUUUUGGGAAUUUUUUUCCUGUUCUUCCAGCCAUACAUCCCUGAGAAUACAGAUGCUGGGUUUUGGAUUUAGAGAUUCACGUCUGGUCCUAGUCCUUGCCACUACUUUUUAGCUUCUAGCCUUGCAUUGAUUUCCAGAUCUUGCAACGGUAGAAGCUUUUCCAAGUUGUCCUAGUCUUUUAUGUGUGUGCACUUCUAGUUUUACCGAGUCUUACACGUUCUUGAACCUUCGUGUUCAGCUCGUGAUGGUUGGGUUUGAGAUUGUGUCUUGUACUUCUGGUUGCUUUUGGGUAGUUCUAGGUUUUAAGUGCCUCGCUUUCAUGGGCUUUGGCCAUGGCAGUAAGUUUCUUUUCUGCCAUGACAACCCUCGGGUUGUUUUUUCUUUUCACCAAGCCUUAGUUUUGCAGGCCUCUCUUGUUCAUGAACUUGCCAUGCAACCUCCUGUUACUUAUGGAAAUGUUAGUUUGUAUUUAUGCUUUUUAUGAAAUAAAAAGAAAAAAAAGUUAGGUUGUG
This is a messenger RNA of Lycium barbarum (goji berry), 2992 nucleotides long. RefSeq names its product EIN3-binding F-box protein 1-like. Gene Ontology annotation, molecular function: protein binding. Gene Ontology annotation, biological process: SCF-dependent proteasomal ubiquitin-dependent protein catabolic process. The record is from RefSeq and is a predicted model, not a curated record. Gene Ontology annotation, cellular component: SCF ubiquitin ligase complex. NCBI's taxonomy places the organism in Eukaryota, Viridiplantae, Streptophyta, Magnoliopsida, Solanales, Solanaceae. The transcript has 2 exons. Bases 298 to 2292 code for a protein of 664 amino acids.